This is a messenger RNA of Salvelinus namaycush (lake trout), 2238 nucleotides long. Its product is annotated as plexin-A4-like. Gene Ontology annotation, cellular component: semaphorin receptor complex. NCBI's taxonomy places the organism in Eukaryota, Metazoa, Chordata, Actinopteri, Salmoniformes, Salmonidae. The record is from RefSeq and is a predicted model, not a curated record. The transcript has 5 exons. Gene Ontology annotation, molecular function: semaphorin receptor activity; protein binding. Bases 649 to 2238 code for a protein of 529 amino acids. Gene Ontology annotation, biological process: regulation of cell shape; regulation of GTPase activity; regulation of cell migration.
CAUAGCGCCAUACACUCAAAUCCCUGCCCAGUUACUCAGUUGUCAGCUGCGAACCUGCAAAGUCGAAAAGCACCCUCUCUCUCUUAUCCCCUCUCGUCGCAGCAUCACACAACGCCUUUCAGAUGGGAGCAUCGCACUGAUCUACAGCGCGACACAGCCUCUUGCGGAAUCCUACAGUGCAGCGAUUUUCAAGGCAUAAGUGCGUCCGCGUUUGGGAUGGGAGGUGUUGCGAUCCCGCCGGGUCUGAGUCCACUCGGAGCGGCAUAGUGGCUGGAGAGGGACUCGCUGAUCGGAAGUGUUGUUGGGAUCCUGCUGCUAUUUCCUUUCGCGCUGGAUUCUCAUGCUUUUGACUAACACGUCGCUGCGGAGGAUUUAGAACGGCCCAAUUCAUAAAGAAGCAUCACAGCCCUGUGGAUUAGGAUACCAAAAGGUGUUUCUUUUUACGCAUCUCGUUGUAAUUUGGAAGUAAAGGAGUUGGGAUUCAUCGGGACGUGCCUGUUACCGCAGUGUCAAUGCGACUGCGGCUGUGAACUGAUAUCCGCAGCGAUUACAGGUAUAGAAUGACCUCAAUCCCAAAAGAGGCCUGAUCACGGAUUGGCUGAGAGUACUGGACCGAGCCCCUACUAGACUUCCCUGACACCGCGGACCAUGGAGUCCCACCACACCAGGACAUGGACUUCCUGUCUUACCCUAUGCUGCUUCCUGUUGGCCUUGGCCAUCGCUCUCUCGUUGGCUUCCAGGCCCCUCCCCCAUGCCCCCGACGGCGUCACUAUCAUCACCGCCUCCAUCGACGCAGCCAAGGAGGAGGACUAUAGCACGUUCAGCACCGAGAACCCAGAGUGGAAGUUCAACCACGUGGCCGUGGACGAACGCAACGGCAACGUUUACCUGGGAGCGGUCAACCGCAUCUACAAACUGUCCCCCGACCUAAACGUACAGGUGUAUCACGAGACUGGCCCCGACGAGGACAACCGCAAGUGCUACCCUCCACGCAUUGUGCAGCCCUGCAGCGAGCCGCUGUCCCUCACCAACAACGUCAACAAGAUGCUGCUGAUGGACUACCGGGAGAACCGCCUAUUAGCCUGUGGUAGUCUCUAUCAGGGCAUCUGUAAACUCCUCCGUCUGGACGACCUGUUCAAGCUGGGAGAGCCCUUCCACAAGAAGGAGCACUAUCUGUCCGGGGUCAACGAGAGCGGUUCGGUGUUCGGCGUCAUCGUGUCGUACGGGGACUCAUCGCCCGACAAGCUGUUUGUGGCCACGGCAGUGGACGGCAAGCCCGAGUAUUUCCCUACCAUCUCCAGCCGCAAGCUGGCACGCAACUCGGAGGAGGACGGCAUGUUCGCCUACGUCUUCCACGACGAGUUCGUGGCAUCCAUGAUCAAGAUCCCGUCAGACACGUUCACCAUUGUGCCUGACUUCGACAUCUACUACGUCUACGGAUUUGGCUCGGGUAACUUCGUCUACUUCCUCACGCUGCAGCCGGAGAUGGGGAACGGGCCGGCCACCGGCUCCUCCUCCACGGGGCGAGAACAGGUGUACACUUCUAAAAUAGUCCGGCUGUGUAAAGACGACACAGCCUUUAACUCGUAUGUGGAGGUACCCCUGGGCUGUGUGAAGGGCGGCGUGGAGUACCGGCUCCUACAGGCGGCCUACCUCUCCAAGGCGGGUGCCAUAUUGGGCCGCUCGCUAGGUGUGGGGCCCGACGAUGACGUCCUAUUCACCAUCUUCUCUAAGGGCCAGAAGCGGCGGCCACGCGAGGCUUCGCAGGAGUCAGCGCUGUGCGUGUUCGCCCUGCGCGAGAUCAACGAGCGCAUCAAGGAACGACUGCAGUCGUGCUACAAGGGCGAGGGCACGCUGGACCUGGCCUGGCUCAAGGUCAAGGACAUCCGCUGCAGCAGCGCUCUCUUAACCAUCGACGACAACUUCUGUGGCCUGGAUAUGAACGCUCCGCUGGGGGUGUCAGAGAUGGUUCAGGGCAUCCCUCUCUUCUCUGACUCCACCGACAAGAUGACCUCGGUCAUCGCCUAUGUCUACAAGAACCACUCUCUGGCCUUCGUGGGCACCAAGAGCGGGCGCAUCAAGAAGAUCAGGGUGGACGGGCCUUCCCACGGUGCAUUGCAGUACGAGGUGAUCCAGGCGGUGGAGCGAGGGCCAAUCCAACGGGACAUGGCCUUCUCCCCCGACCACCACUUCCUAUAUGCCAUGUCAGAGACACAGUGGGGCUGGAUCCCUGUGUGA